Nelumbo nucifera (sacred lotus) is the source of this 1114-nucleotide messenger RNA. Its product is annotated as Metal-dependent phosphohydrolase. The record is from RefSeq and is a predicted model, not a curated record. Lineage: Eukaryota; Viridiplantae; Streptophyta; Magnoliopsida; Proteales; Nelumbonaceae.
GCUGGGAUGUGCUGUGAGACGUUGUCUGUGGGGUUGAUUCGAUCGCGUUCGAACAGUCUUUACAGCCUUGCAUCGGGAACAUCUUCGUACUUCUCUGCUUUAUUUCAUGGAAGAUAUUCGGCUGUUGGAACGGGUUCUCACUGACUGAAUCCGGUUUCGAAGAUAUUAGAUAUGCUUACUUCUCUUUCUCUGUUUUUCACUAGAACUACAAGCACGCCGCAGCUGCUGCAUAUCCGACCAGUAAUCAACGUCUGCCGCCGAAGAAUACAAGAACUAGCUGAUACAGAAAGAGAGAUGAAUGCGAUUGUAAAGGAUGCAGAGAAGUUGGUGGCAUCGGCUAUGGGAGGGAAUGAUGCAUCUCACGAUGCUUCACACGCUUUCAGAGUCAGAGAUCUCGCUCUCUCUUUGGCCCACGAAGAGGGCUUGUCUUCCUCUUCAGAAACCAUGGAAAUUGUAGAGCUUGCUGCACUUCUUCAUGAUAUAGGAGAUUACAAGUAUGUGAAAGACCCAUCUGAUGAGACGAUUGUGGAGCGGUUUCUUGAGGAGAUGGGCGUAGAAGAGAGAAAGAAGAGGAGGAUACUUAGAUUAAUAAAGGGAAUGGGUUUCAAAGAGGAAAUUACAGGGCAUCCAGGUAGAGAAUAUUCUGUGGAAUUUGGAGUUGUGCAAGAUGCUGACCGUCUUGAUGCAAUUGGUGCUGUUGGUAUUGCUCGCUGCUUUACCUUUGGUGGAAGUAGGAACCAAGUGUUGCAUGAUCCUGCUAUUCAACCACGGUUGGAUUUGUCCAAGGGUCAGUAUACGAAGAAAGAUGGGCAGACUACAAUCAAUCAUUUUCAUGAAAAACUUCUCAAGCUGAAGGACUUGAUGAAAACAAAGGCGGGUCAGAGAAGAGCUGAGAAGAGGCACAAGUUCAUGGAGGAGUUCCUGAAAGAGUUCUAUGAAGAGUGGGAUGGAAAGGCUUGAACAUGGUAACUUUCCUCUCAUUGCAGGAUUUUGUCUUUCAUACUCUUUUAGUUCCCUGAGGAACAAAAAACUGGAAACUUAUCAGAGACAGAUAUCUUAAAUGUUUAAUCAGGUGAGUUCUUGGCAUAUAAUUUAUCGCAACAAUCUGGUCAUA